AUGUGCUACAUCACGUCCCUCCUCUACACCGUCUGCCUACACAGCAGCGCAGCCACGCGCAACGACUUCUGCGUCAAGGGCAAGUGCAAGCCGCGCAAGCAGCGCACCGAGCUCAAACCCGGAUGGUGCCCGCAGUGCAAGGCCUCGCUGUCCGGCGGGCAGUUGUUUGCCGCCCGGCCCGGCGACCUGGCCGCGCCGUCGACCAUCUGGCGGUACUGGCUGUGGGUGAGCCGGCAGCAACCAGCGCCGAGCCUGGCCGGGCCCGUUAAAGAGCACAUGAUUGCCGACGUCGACCGCGCUGAGAUCAACCAUGCGACGAGCGCGGCGGCGGAUAGGGAGUGGGCGGCGCGGAUGAUGGGCAAGAUUCGCGGCGGGGGCGCGGAGGCGGUGAGGGUGCGUAAGAAGGAGUGGGUGAAUGACGGGAGGGAGAAGAAGCUUAGGGAGGCGGUUGAACAGGCACAGUAUGUUACAAUGAGGUGGGCGCAGGGGCUGGCCCUGGUAUAG
This is a messenger RNA of Purpureocillium lilacinum, 504 nucleotides long. RefSeq lists its product as uncharacterized. NCBI's taxonomy places the organism in Eukaryota, Fungi, Ascomycota, Sordariomycetes, Hypocreales, Ophiocordycipitaceae. The record is from RefSeq and is a predicted model, not a curated record.